AUAACUAUCCUUGUUGUUCGGAAGAAGAAUACUGCAAUGUUUGGGUCCGCGUCAUAAUGUCAAUUAUCACGUCCCAAUACUAUGUUUACCAUGAUUUUGUGAAGAUGGAUUUCCUAGCUUCUCUUUCACCGCACAGCUGCAUCAAACCUAAUGCCAGACCAAACACAUACUGCAUUUGCAAGCUUAGCUUUUUGAGAUUUUUUAGUAAAGCUAAUUUUUAUUGCACUGAAUUUAUGCAGAUGAGCAUGGCCCUUAGCCUUAAAAAAGACUGGAAACCGAUAUGCGACAUAAAGUUCUCAAGUCCUCCAACUGAAUUGCCACAAGAAUUGAAUAUAGAUUCAAUUGUUAAAAAGAAAAAGCUAGCUGAUAUUUCUGCAUUGCCGCAGUUUUCAGUAGCACCUGCUCCAAACUCUUCACGUGACAGGAAUGAGUGGGGAAAGUUUCUGAAUUUCCUGCACAGAUAUGAUAUGGUUGCUAUUACAGGCUUUGAGCAGUACAAGUUUUACAUUUUACCUCCUCCUAUAGUAUCUAUAUCAAGCACAGUUAAUAUUGCAUAUCAAAUAGGCAGUAUAUGUACUCGUCCAAGAGAUUGUGAGUCAGGUUCACACUUAGCUGAGGAACGGGGUGGACACGAUACUAUCAUGGCAAGAGGUCCAUCGAAUGGUGGAGAUGUCAGCUCUUCACGUCCUAAGUUCCCUCCCGAGGAAGAUCUUGCAAAUCAUUUUACAUCUGAAACUUGUGGCGGAAGUCAAUCACGUGUGAUGCAGGAUAGACUGCACGGGAAAAAUUCUGUAAAAAUAGACCAAAGUUACUUGAAAACACUUGGCCAGGCUCACUCUGGAUGGAUUUUUGGUGGAAUAGCUGAGCUUGUUGAUAAUUCGAGUGAUGCCAAAGCAACUAAGAUGGAUAUUUUUGUUGAAAUGAUAAAGUUGAAAAAGUCUGGGAAGGAUGUACCUAUGCUGUCAGUAAUUGAUGAUGGUCAAGGGAUGAACCAUGAAGAGGUUAUAAAAAUGGUAUCUCUCGGGCACAAACAAUCUGGUUAUGAUGAUAAGGAUCAAAUUGGUAGAUUCGGUGUUGGAUUCAAGACAGGAGCAAUGAGGCUGGGCAGAGAUGUUCUUGUUUUAACCCAGACUGCUAAUUCCAGAUCUAUAGCUUUUCUUUCACAAUCGCUGAAUGAAGGCAAGGAUAAUAUAGAGAUUCCGAUAGUUAGUUACUGCCGGCAAGGACAACAAAUGGAAGUUGACCCAUCUGCCCAGUCUGAGAGUUUAGCCAAAUUCAAUUUGAAAGCUAUUCAAGAUAACUCACCGUUUAAUAAAUAUCUUAUCGGCGAAAAGGCAGCCCUGUUUUGUGGUGGUACGGGAACCCAAAUAUAUAUAUGGAACUUGGAUGAAUGGGGUUCAGAGUGUUGCCUAGAGUGGCAUGACGGAUUGAAAGGUGGGAGUUCUUUUCACCAAGGUGACAUUUUCAUCCGCAGCAAGAGGAGUCGUGCUCGUCUAGGCCAACUUAAUCAAAAGGUUCCUCUGGAUUACUCAUUACGAGCUUAUUUGGAAGUCAUCUUCUUAGUUCCACGAAUGAAGAUAUCUGUUCAAAGGAAACUGGUUAAAAGUCGACCACUAGCAAAUUUCCUCACUAAUACUAUUAUUGCAACUGGUGACAUCUUGGGAAGGGCAGUUGAAUUGAUUUUAGGAUUUAGUCAAUUAGAAUGGGAUCAAGCAAGCUGUGGAGUAUUUUUGUAUUGGCAUGGUCGCCUAAUUGAGGCUUACAAGAGAGUUGGUGGCAUGAUUCAUAGUGCAGAUGUGGGCCGGGGUGUAAUUGGUGUCAUGGAUGUGACCAAUUUAAUGGAUGAUCAGGAUGGUCGUGUGUGGGUGCACAAUAACAAGCAGGGAUUCCAAGACUGUGAAACAUAUGCAUGUCUUGAGCAGUGGCUUGGGAAAAAAGCAGAUGAAUACUGGGACAAUAAUUUUGAUUCACUUAGUUUGGACAAUGAGGACAACUGUGUCUACAAACCAGAUUGUGAGUGGGUGCAAUGUGACAAAUGCAGAAAGUGGAGAAUGUUACCUCCCACCUUUGACAACCGAGAGUUGCCUAUGCAAUGGUUCUGUUAUAUGGAGCCUUUCAAAGGUAAAUGUGCAGACGCUGAACAGAAGGUGAAGCCUGGCAUAGUCGCUGUUUCCACGAAGCGAUCAGGAUAUGAUUGCAUGCUGAAAGGUUCUCGUAGUAUCAAGAUGGAACCUGAUGCUGAUGUUUCUGGAACAGAUGACAAAUUCGUCAAUUCUGAGGAUGUACAACAUCCAACCUUGAAGCGGUUGAAAAAGGGACUUCCAAGACACGAAGAUGCCAAAUCUCCGUCCUUAAACAAAUCAAAAAAGAGAUAAUCACACAAGUUAAAACUACCACUUGAAAUAUAUUUUUCUUUUUAUUCUCCAAUCUGCACAAGUUCAGGUUUUGGAAGCCCAAACCAAAAUGUCCGCCAACGACACAUUCUCAAAACCUUGGAGUUCUCUUUUUUGGCGGGUGAUGUACAGGCCCCCAAAUUGUUGAGCAUAUUGGAACACUAACCAACUUCCGAAUUCCGAUAGUGUUUUUUGUGCGUACAAGCCUAUGGAGUUUUAGCUUAUGAUAAAUGAUUCUUCAACAAUUACAUAUUUUUUAUUUGUUAACCCUCUGGUUCCUAGAGGAAUGACUCUGAUAAUCUGAAGUUCGGCUGAAAUGUAAGUAAAGUUUGGCCAACUUUGAUUGAAUGCUUUUCAACAUGUGAAUAUUAUUGACCCAUUCGGCUGAAAUGUAAGUAAAGUUUGGCCAACUUUGGUUGAAUGCUUUUCAAAUGUGAAUAUUAUUGACCCAAAUUUCUUGCAUUUAUAACAUCUCACAUUUACACGUUUUAAUUGA
This is a messenger RNA of Medicago truncatula (barrel medic), 2889 nucleotides long. RefSeq names its product MORC family CW-type zinc finger protein 4. The transcript has 14 exons. Bases 57 to 2375 code for a protein of 772 amino acids. Gene Ontology annotation, molecular function: ATP hydrolysis activity; zinc ion binding. Gene Ontology annotation, cellular component: nucleus. Lineage: Eukaryota; Viridiplantae; Streptophyta; Magnoliopsida; Fabales; Fabaceae. The record is from RefSeq and is a predicted model, not a curated record.